AGCAACUGGUCUCUCGGACAACCACGAUGUUUGCUGCAAGCAAGGUGAUACUGGCCAUUGGCCUGGCGGUCAGUGCUGUCUGCCAGACGACCGCGACGGCCUCGCGCAACCUCACAUCGACCAACGCGGCUGCGUACAUGGCCACCACGUACAGCGCCAUGCACUCCACCGCGUACCCGCUCACCGACAGCGAGACCCUGGACACCACCGCGCUGGAGGAGGCCAUCGAUGCCGACAUGGAGCUCAUCGCGCAAAGCUUCACACACGUGCGGACGUUCUACUCGCAGUUCUACGGCGUGGGCGUGGCUCAGUACGCUGCUGCACACGGCAUCAAGCUGCACCUGGGUGUCUACAUGACCGACGAGUCGUGGCAGCAGGAGCAGAUCGACAGUGCGGUGGCUGCUGUACAGGACUACCCCGGCACGGUCGAGGCCAUCCUGAUCGGCAACGAGAACAUGUACACCGGUACCACCGCCUCGGAGAUCAUCGCCAUCGCCACCUCCAUCAAGGAGACGCUCGGUAGCGCUGCGGACGGCAUCCUAUUCGGCACGGUGCAGCGUUCGACUGAGUACCUUGACUCGAGCUACGACGACCAGAUCAAUCAACUGUCCGAGAGCCUCGACAUCCUCGGAGUCAACAUCUACCCGUACUUCGACAACAGCUACGACUCGAGCGAGCCCACGGCUCUGCUGGACUCGGUCUGGGACGCCAUUGCCGCCAAGUACUCGGUCUCGAAGAUGCUGUUGUGCGAGACGGGCUUCCCCACGGCGGGUGACCCGUCGACGCUGUCGCCCGAUGUGACCCCAUCGCUCGACUCGUCGGUCCAGUACUUUGAAGCAGUGGUCUCCUGGGUCCCCACGGGCGCGGAGACGUCUCUGAAAUUCUGGUUCGACUUCUUCGACCGCCGUUCCGACGAUACGUCAGUGGACGUGGAGCUGGAGAGGCACUUUGGCAUCUACACGUACGACAGCCAGCUCAAGAGCGAAGACUACCUCACGGCUCUGAAUGGCGCGAGCGCUGUGACGUCCAGCUCAAGCUCGACCACGGCAACUUCCACGACGGCUAGCUCCACUUCGACCCAGACCCACUCAGCUUCGACCCAGACGCAGACCCAGACUCAGUCCUCGGAAUCCACGACUGGCACGACGGCGCCCACCUCAACUACGGCGACCCAGUCUUCGGGAUCAGCAACUAUUACGACGGCACCUGCCUCAAUUGCUGCGGCAACGACCUCUUCUUUCUCUGCUACAACUGUCAACACAAGCACGAGCGCUCCUACCGCAACAACAGCUACCCCUGCGGUGACCACGGCAACUCCUACCGCUACUACUGCAGCCACCACGUCGGCGUCUACCGUCGCAUCGCGCGAUAGCUGUUAAUUAUCGCGGCCAUGAAAGGACCCACCAAUUUUGCGUAAACCCAAUUCGGACGGCGACGAUAACAUGAGCGCUCGCUAUCGUGACGUAGCUAAAGGUGAAAUAUUCGUACCAAUACACUUUUUGCGAACUGAGCCCGAU
Messenger RNA from Phytophthora sojae, 1517 nucleotides. RefSeq lists its product as hypothetical. Bases 27 to 1379 code for a protein of 450 amino acids. The transcript has 2 exons. NCBI's taxonomy places the organism in Eukaryota, Oomycota, Peronosporomycetes, Peronosporales, Peronosporaceae. The record is from RefSeq and is a predicted model, not a curated record.